AGCGCCGCCGUUGAGGCAGCUCCGGAGGGUCCCGGCGGAUCCGGAGGGUCCCGGUGGAUCCCGGGGGUCCCGGUGACAGCGGGGGCGGCCCCGGGAGCGGCCCCGCCGUGCCCUCAGCGCGUCCCGGGGCGCUGGGCGCGGCCGUCACCCCGCGUUGGCUCCUCUUCGCCGGUAUCCAGGGACGCGGCCCCGUUGCUGAGGGGCUCCGCCGGGCCCGGCCAUGGUGCGGCUGCACGUGAAGCGCGGCGGCGAGAGCCAGUUCCUGCUGGAGGCGCCGGGCAGCGCCCGCCUGGCCGAGCUGGCGCCGCUUGCCGCCCGCAUCCACAACGGGCGGCUGAAGGUGCAGCGCCUGUGCUCAGAGAUGGAGGAGCUGGCAGACCAUGGUAUUUCCUUGCCUUACAAUAUGCAAGGACUGACAGAUGAGCAAAUUGUAGAGCUGAAGUUAAAGGAUGAGUGGGCAGAGAAGUGUGUCCCAAGCGGUGGGAGCAUCUUCAGGAAGGAUGAAAUGGGACGGAGAAAUGGGCAUGCUCCAAAUGAAAAAAUGCAGCAGGUUAUAAAGAAGACAAUAGAGGAAGCCAAGGCAUUAAUCUCUAAGAAACAAGUUCAGGCCAACGUGUGUAUUAAUAUGGAGAUGGUGAAAGAUGCGUUGGAGCAGCUCCGAGGGGCUGUGAUGAUUGUGUAUCCAAUGGGAUUGCCUCCACACGAUCCAAUUAGGAUGGAGUUGGAAGAUAAAGAAGACUUGUCAGGAACUCACGCUGGACUUGAAGUUAUAAAAGAAUCAGAAGCACAGUUAUGGUGGGCAGGAAAGGAGUUGCAAGAAACAAAGUUGCUGUCUGACUAUGUAGGAAAAAAUGAGAAAACAACCAUCAUUGUCAAGAUCCAAAAAAAAGGACAAGGAGCUCCAGGGCGUGAGCCUGUGAUUAGUCAUGAAGAGCAAAAAGAGAUGAUGCUGUAUUACUACAGAAAGCAGGAAGAGCUGAAGAAACUGGAGGAGGACGACAACGACUCAUUUCUAAAUGCUGAGUGGGCAGACAACCAUGCUUUGAAAAGGCAAUUUCAUGGUGUAAAAGACAUCAAAUGGGGUCCAAGAUAAAGCUCUGCAAACCCCUUCUUAAGCUGUUUGAUCCAUACUCUUGUUUGCAGAGAGGAUUGUGUGCAGUAGGUUCUUCUGUCAGAAGCUGAAAUUGUCACUUCUGUAGCCUUGGGUGUUCAAUAAAAGUUGACAUUUCUCUGUAACUCCAGCAGCAUUUGUCUCUGCAAAGAAUCGAACCAAUUCUCUUGAAGUUUCUUAUUUUAUUAGAAACUUGUAAUUUGAAUAUUGAAAUGUUAAUCCAUUUCCUAGAUAAUAGAUCUAGUAAAUACGCACUGGAGUUGGAGUGUUGUUUGGAGUGGUCUUUAUAGUUUCUUGUUAUUCUUGCAUUACUAUUAGGUGGUAUGCCCUGUAACAGGUAAUUUAUUUUAAGAGAAAUCAGUUUUCCCAGGCUAAUGCAGUGAGAGUUAAUGAUUUUUAUGUGCUCAUUCAAAUUUCAACAUAGCUAAUUCCAAACUAUCAUUUUUUUAAUUGAGUUAACAUCUUAACAAUUUUUUAAAGGAAGUAUUUUUGUAUAAAGACAAAUAAUACAAAAAUCCUUGUGGAAUGCAUAAUUUUCAUUCAUUUGGUUUAGUUUUCAUUGCUGGUAUGUAAAGAUUGACAGAAAUCUAUAUGCAAAAACAAGCGUCAUUUGCAAGUAGAUUGGAUAAAUAAAACCAUGUUUAAUAGGACAUGAUCUCUAAGAUAGAAGUAAAAAAUAAUCAUUUUCUGUAUUACUGUGGUCAGAGACACAGAUCAAGUUAAAACUCUCAAGUGUUGGCUGAACUCACAGCUGGAAGAUUGGAUGCAGAAAAGAUAAUUAAUGCCAUUCAGUGAACUGUUAAUGGUGGUUUUACUUCAAUCAUUGAUUUUAUUUUUUUUGUUACUCUUAUGAAAGUUUGGUGUCUGGUAGUUUUUGUUGAACCUCAACUUUCCAGUAACAUGGUGUUAUAAAAAAAAAAUAAAAAAUCUGCAUGUGGGAUUUUUCAAAGUUGGAAAACUUGCCCUGUACAGCUCUGGGGAUUUUUAACCAUUCCCAUAGCUGAAAGCUUUUUUCCCUAUUGUGCUCCUUUGUCCUCAUCAAAGGGUGAAGAAAAUCUGGAAAUACUUAAUUCUUAAUGUCAUUGGCAUUGUAACCCCCCAGUGGUUUGGUGGAUGUUUGUGAUCCAUAACUGGGAUGGGGAACACUCAGUGAAAUCACCAGAAAAUCACAGUUUGUUAUAAAGGUUGUUGGUCACCUGGUCCAGCUCUUGGUCAGUCCUGCCCACAUUGCUGGAAGUGUUGCUGUGGCUUUUAAGGAGAUUUCUACAGAUUCAAACCCUCUCCCCUCUCCCUGUUGUGCUCUCCAUAGUGGUUCCAUGGGGAUUUGUAUGAAUGCUGUCUGUUCAAAACAGGUUCUGCCUUGAGUAAUUCUUUUGUUUGGGCAACUAUAUGGAAGUGCUUCAAUAAAUAACCCAAAUGACUUUGUAGA
Corapipo altera (White-ruffed manakin) is the source of this 2540-nucleotide messenger RNA. Its product is annotated as cilia- and flagella-associated protein 298-like. Bases 221 to 1093 code for a protein of 290 amino acids. Gene Ontology annotation, biological process: regulation of cilium movement. The transcript has 7 exons. NCBI's taxonomy places the organism in Eukaryota, Metazoa, Chordata, Aves, Passeriformes, Pipridae. The record is from RefSeq and is a predicted model, not a curated record.